This is a messenger RNA of Peromyscus leucopus (white-footed mouse), 1663 nucleotides long. RefSeq names its product ubiquitin conjugating enzyme E2 J2 (gene Ube2j2). Lineage: Eukaryota; Metazoa; Chordata; Mammalia; Rodentia; Cricetidae. The record is from RefSeq and is a predicted model, not a curated record. Bases 346 to 1125 code for a protein of 259 amino acids. The transcript is spliced from 8 exons.
GGAAGCGGUGCCCAGGCCACCCCCUCGAGCGGCCAUCUUGGAAGCUGAGCGGCGGUAGCAGCGAAGACGCUGCGGCGGGUGCGGUGGGCUAAGUCCCAGCGCGGGUGCGGCUCACAGAACGGGCCUCACUCUUUCGCACCCUGCUCUGGCCUCGACCACGGCGAACCUGAACGCGGCGGCGGCCUCAGGGAGAGGUGCUGGGCAAGUUGAGCUCUCUGGCCCACAUGGCUUCUGAAGCCAAGAACUUGGGGACAAUGCUUUCUGGAAGCAUUUCUUGGCCAUGCUGGACUGUAACCUUGUUCCUGGUGUGAACAUUCUUGGAAGCAUCAGGCAAAAGCCAGAAAGAUGAGCAAUAACAGCAAUAAGAGAGCUCCAACAACAGCAACACAAAGGUUGAAACAGGACUACCUUCGAAUUAAGAAAGAUCCGGUGCCUUACAUCUGUGCAGAGCCCCUCCCUUCAAAUAUUCUUGAAUGGCAUUAUGUUGUCCGAGGCCCUGAGAUGACUCCUUAUGAAGGUGGCUAUUAUCAUGGAAAACUAAUUUUUCCCAGAGAAUUUCCAUUUAAGCCUCCUAGUAUUUACAUGAUAACCCCCAAUGGAAGGUUUAAGUGCAACACAAGGCUAUGUCUCUCCAUCACAGAUUUCCACCCAGAUACAUGGAAUCCAGCGUGGUCUGUCUCCACCAUUCUAACAGGGCUUCUGAGUUUCAUGGUGGAAAAGGGCCCCACCCUGGGCAGCAUAGAGACAUCAGACUUCACGAAAAGACAGCUGGCAGCACAGAGUUUAGUGUUUAAUUUAAAAGAUAAAGUCUUUUGUGAAUUAUUUCCUGAAGUUGUGGAGGAAAUUAAACAGAAACAGAAAGCACAAGAUGAACUAAGUAGCAGGCCCCAGAACCUUCCCUUGCCAGACGUGGUUCCUGAUGGGGAGAUGCACCGUGGCCAGAAUGGGAUCCAGCUCCUCAAUGGGCACGCACCUGCUGCCGGCCCAAACCUCGCUGGGCUCCCACAGGCCAACAGGCAUCAUGGACUCCUGGGCGGCGCUUUGGCGAACUUGUUUGUUAUAGUUGGGUUUGCGGCCUUUGCCUACACGGUCAAGUACGUGCUGAGAAGCAUAGCACAGGAAUGAGGCUCAAGAGCUGCAAUCUGCAGUUGCUGCUGAGGGACGCAGGGGCCAGAGCUUGAUGCAGGCGGGAUGGACAUGCUGCUGAGCACAGGAUGGCCUGCUGGACUCCUGGGCUUCAUUCACUUUUUAAAAACCUUAAAAAGAAAGCAAAAACCAAAAUGUGUGAUUUGGAGGAGAUUGGAGGUUCCUAACUCCCUCUUGAGGCUGAUGUGGACAAGGGCCACUCACGCUUUGGUUUUAUUGCUUAUCUCCUGUGUUGUCUUUUGGACCUGUUUAGUAAACCUGUUUUUUUUUUUGUUUUUUGUUUUGUUUCCCAUUUUAUUAGAUUUGAUCACUUAAAAAUAUAAAACUUAAAUGCCUAUCAAAUAAAUACUGUGUGUAUUCUUAGUGGAAGAGCUGAAGACUUCAUGGUGGAGCCAGUGCUGCAGACCUCCAGUGGGGGCUAAGUGGGCUGACUGGUAACAGCUGUAGUUGGGGGUCUAGGAGAGGAGCAAUUUGGCCUCAUUAUCAAACUGUGCUUAUGAAUGAGAGAAAAUACGUA